AGUCCUCUUGGUGGAUGUUGUCCCCUCCUCAGUUUUUCCACAUUGUUUGUGUUGAAAAGCUAAUUAAUUAACUAAAUACAUUUUUUUUGAUAAUGAUUUGUGACAUUAUCAGUUAUAAUGCAGAUAACUGUAUUCUUCUUUUUUCUUUUCGUCGUUCAGGUGCCUCCAGGUGUGAAAGGUGCUGUUCAGCAUACGGUAAGAAGAAAGGAAGGAGACACUGUUACUCUGCGGCCAGAGGACACUGGAAACCAGGAGAGGAUCACAUGGCUUUUUGGGGAAAAAAUGAUAGUGGACAGUCCAGACACAAAGGGAGACGUCUUCAAAAAUGAUACAGACUCAUUUAAAGGCAGACUGCAGCUGGACAAUCAGACUGGAGCGCUCACUAUCAAGGCUGUUAACUCUGCUGAUGCAGGCAUAUAUAAACUGCAAGUCUUAAAAAAAGGAGUCAUAUCCACUUGGGAGUUCGACGUCUCUGUGUACCCUCCAGUAAGGUCUCCCACCUUCAGAAGGGGAAUUUCUCAAAACUCCUCUCAGUGUGCAGUGGACUGCUAUGUGAAGAAUGGCAGUGAGGUGAGCCUGUCUUGGUACAAAGGGAAUGAGCUGCUGAACAAAUCCAGUGGUUCAGAUAACAAGACGGACCCUGCUGUCACUCUGAUGACCAAACAGGAAGAUAAUGGCACCUACUCUUGUUUGGCUUCUAAUCCAGUCAGCAAUAUAACAAUCCAACUCAACAUUUCUGAGGUCUGUGUCCAAGCUUUAGACAUUGCCACAGGUUCUACAUUCCUACAAGUACUUGGAGGGCUAUGCAUAAUUCUGUUGGUUGGCCUCCUCAUGAUGGUAUUAUAUUGUAUACACAAGAGACUCUCCGUAAUUAAGUUUGAAGCUGACCACAGUGUUGAGGAAAUAAACUAUGUUGAUGUCAACAUUCCAGGAAAUGCUUUAAAAUCCAAUGUGCAAAUCGAGUUCACCAGAGAAACUGAAACAGAAAAGUUGGUGCAGUGCUCAGAUGACAUGGUAGUGUACUCAGAUGUUAAGACUCUGUGAGGUGGUGAGGGGUUAUAUUGUGAUAUAAUAAUAUAGAUGUAAGUUGUGUUGUGUUAGUUCACUGUGCAGGCUAGACAUUUGAUCAUUACGGACUUAAACCUUUUGCCUUUCUCUUUGUGCUACUCUAAAUUAGGUGUAUGGGGUCCACAGUCCUGUAUAUCUUAAUUCAUACAUUCGGUAGCUCUGUUACUUACGUAACAAAUUCAAUUUCUUUAUCCAUACUA
This is a messenger RNA of Sardina pilchardus (European sardine), 1268 nucleotides long. Its product is annotated as CD48 antigen-like. NCBI's taxonomy places the organism in Eukaryota, Metazoa, Chordata, Actinopteri, Clupeiformes, Clupeidae. Bases 118 to 1044 code for a protein of 308 amino acids. The record is from RefSeq and is a predicted model, not a curated record. The transcript has 6 exons.